Rotaria sp. Silwood1 is the source of this 2216-nucleotide messenger RNA. NCBI's taxonomy places the organism in Eukaryota, Metazoa, Rotifera, Eurotatoria, Philodinida, Philodinidae. The record is from the annotation of a GenBank genome assembly.
CAGCAAAUUUUCCUGAUUGCAAAUCAGGUCCACUUUCAACAUUUCCUAUAUGUGAUCAAUCCCUUCCAUCACAUCAACGUGCUGCUGAUCUUAUUAGUCGUCUGACAACAGCUGAAAAAAUUACACAAAUGAUAACAACAGCAGAAGCUAUACCUCGACUAGGCUUACCAAAAUUUGAAUGGUGGUCAGAAGCUUUACAUGGUGUAGCAUAUUCACCUGGCGUUUCAUUCGGUGGUGAUCUACCAGCAGCAACCAGUUUUCCAAUGCCUAUCAAUCUUGGUGCAUCAUUUAAUAUGAAUCUUGUUUAUCGUAUGGCUAAUAUUAUAUCAACUGAAGCACGUGCAUUUAAUAAUGAAGGUCGUGCUGGUUUAGUUUUCUUUACACCAAAUAUAAAUAUAUUUCGUGAUCCAAGAUGGGGUCGUGGUCAAGAAACACCAGGUGAAGAUCCAUUUCUAACAUCACAAUAUGUUUAUGCACUAAUUAAUGGUUUACAACGUGGUGAAGAUGAACGCUAUCUAAAAAUAGCUGCUGAUUGUAAACAUUAUGCUGCAUAUGAUUUAGAAGAUUGGAAUGGUACAGAUCGUUUUCAUUUUGAUGCUCGUGUUAGUGAUCAAGAUCUUAUUGAAACAUACUUACCACCAUUUGAAACUUGUAUCCGUGAUGCAAAAGUUGCAAGCAUUAUGUGUAGUUAUAAUGCAGUUAAUGGUAUUCCAUCAUGUGCAAAUCAAUUUAUACUUGACACCAUUGCACGAGAAUCAUAUCAUCUAGAUGGUUUCGUUGUUAGUGAUUGUGGUGCUGUUGCAACAAUUAUGGAUGGACAUCAUUAUACAUCUACAGUACAAGAUACAGUUGCUGUUGCAUUACAUGCUGGUACAGAUCUUAAUUGUGGAGAUUUUUAUUCAAAACAUACUCAAGAAGCAUUAGAUAAUAAAACAAUUGUUGAAGCUGAUAUUGAUAAAGCACUUCAACGAACAUUUAAUAUUCUUAUUCGUCUUGGAUAUUUUGAUCCACCUGAACAACAACCAUAUAGAAAACUUUCAAAACUAGAUGUUGAUACAGUAGAAGCUAGACGAUUAUCAUUAGAAGCUGCACAAGAAAGUAUUGUUUUAUUAAAAAAUAUCAAUAAUGCAUUACCAUUAAAUAUCGAUCAAUUAAAAAAUAAAAAAAUUGCGUUGAUUGGACCAACAGCAAAUGCCACUGUGUUAAUGCAAGGAAACUACUAUGGACAAGCACCAUUUCUCAUUGAUCCUAUAACAGCAUUUCAAGGAGUAACACAAGGUUAUUCUAUCAAUAUUUCAUUUGCUUAUGGUUGUAAAAUAUCUGAUAGUGAUCAAAGUGGUUUUGCUGCAGCUAUUGAAUUAGCACAAUCAUCUGAUAUUGUCAUUUUCUUUGGUGGUAUUGAUCAAUCUAUUGAAUCUGAAGAUCAUGAUCGAACAUCAAUUACAUUACCUGAUAUUCAAUUAGCUUUGAUAAAACAACUUGAAAAAGUUGUUCAUUCAUCUCUUCAUGUUGUUAUUAUGUCUGGUAGUGGUCUUGAUCUAUCUUAUGUACGUGAUUCAAAUCAAUGUGAAAGUCUUAUUUGGAUGGGUUAUGCUGGACAAGCUGGUGGUCUUGCUUUAGCUAAUGUUAUAUUUGGUCAAUAUAAUCCUGGUGGACGUUUACCAAUAACAAUUUAUCCUGCAUCAUAUGUUGAUGCUGUUAGUAUGUUGGACAUGCAAAUGCGACCAUCAUCAACAAAUCCUGGUCGUACAUAUAAAUUUUAUACAGGACAAGCAGUUUUUGAAUUUGGUUAUGGUCUGUCAUAUACAAAAUUCAAUUAUUCAUGGUAUAAUGAUUCAAUGAAUUCAAUAUAUUCAAUCAAAUCUUUAAUGAAAAAUAAUUAUAAUGAAAACAAAGUACUUGUUCAUUUAUAUCGUGUUAAUGUAACAAAUAUAGGUCCAAUGGCAGGUGAUGAUGUUGUACUUGCAUUUGUAACACCACCAAAAAAAUCAUUAAAUGAUCAAACACCACCAAUUAAAAAGUUAUUUGGUUUUGAACGUGUUCGAUUAAAUGUUGGGCAAACAACUCAAGUCUUUUUUCCAUUAAAUGUUCAUUCAUUAUUAACAGUAACACGAGAAGGAUCAAAAUGGUUAGAACCAGGUUCAUAUAGAAUUCUAGUUGGAAAACAACACAUUCAUACAAUUCGUUUACAAGGAGAUCCAGCUCGAUGGUCUUAA